This is a messenger RNA of Prinia subflava (tawny-flanked prinia), 6431 nucleotides long. RefSeq names its product LRAT domain containing 2 (gene LRATD2). Bases 413 to 1309 code for a protein of 298 amino acids. NCBI's taxonomy places the organism in Eukaryota, Metazoa, Chordata, Aves, Passeriformes, Cisticolidae. The transcript has 2 exons. The record is from RefSeq and is a predicted model, not a curated record.
CCCAGGAGAACCGGGCUCCUUGAUUGCGUUCACUUUACAACUUCCCUGUGGCUGUGCUCGGCCCCAGGGAGGCCCCUCCUGGCUCCCCCGGGGCAGCUCCGCGCCUCUGCGCGGGCCCCGCGGCGCUCGCACGGCCGCGCACCGAGGCUCCGCGCCGAGGCUCCGCUUCGCCUCCCGGCGCCGUCCCGGGCAAACUCCGGCUGCGGAGCCUCCCCCGGGCGCAGCGGCGGGCCGGGCUGCGGAGGCACCGCUCCCUUAAAGGCGCCGCGCCCGGGCGAGCCGGGGCUGAGCGCGCUGCCCGGCGGAGCUGCGCAGCGGCGGCGCCGACAGCCCGCGCCCGACCUCCGCCCGCCACCAGCCUCGGGGGAGCGAAGCGCCUGGCAUGUAGGAGCGAAGAGAAGGAAAAGCGGGCAUGGGGAACCAGGUGGAGAAGCUGACCCAUCUCAACUACAAGGAAGUUCCCACGGCCGACCCGACAGGUAUGGACAGAGAUGAAGGGCCCAGGAUCGGGGUCUCCUACAUCUUUUCGAAUGACGAUGAUGAGCUGGAGCAGCAGCAGGAUUCGGUGCAUGACCUGGGGGGUGAGAACCCUGCCCUGCAGCCCUACGAUCCCCAGCUGCACGAGGUGGAGUGCUCAGUCUAUUACCGGGAUGAGUGUAUUUACCAGAAGAGCUUUUCAGAGGAGGACACGCAGCUAGAGGAGGGUGAUGAAGGCGGUGGGGGGCAUCUGAGCACCUACACCCCGGAGAACCUGCUGAAUAGGUGUAAACCGGGUGACCUGGUGGAGUUUGUGUGCCAAGCCCAGUAUCCGCACUGGGUGGUCUAUGUCGGGGACUUCCAAGUUGUGCACCUGCAUCGGCUGGAGGUGGUGAACAGCUUCCUCACCGAUGCCAGCCAGGGCAGGCGGGGCCGCAUUGCCAACCAGCUGUACCGCUACAAACCGCUCAGCCCGGCCGCCGUGGUGCGCAAUGCCCUGGAGCAGGUGGGCUGCAAGGAUCGGGACCUGAGCUGGAGAAACUCGGAGUGUUUUGCUGCCUGGUGCCGAUACGGCAAGCGAGAGUUUAAAAUCGGCGGGGAGCUGCGCAUAGGCAAGCAGCCCUACCGAUUGCAGAUCCGGCUGGGUGACAAGCGCAGCCACACGCUGGAGUUUCAGAGCCUGGAGGAUCUGAUCAUGGAGAAGAGGAGAAAUGACCAGAUUGGUAGGGCUGCUGUGAUCCAGGAGCUCUCCAGCCACCUGCAGGCUGCAGAGGAGGAGGAAGACGAGGAGGAAGACCAUCAUCAUCCAGGUGCUCAGACUGCUGUGGAGUAGCAGCCUCAGCACCACCAUUCUGCUUAGCCUGGGUGAUGGGGAUUAAAACUGAAGGCUGCGAAAUUGAGCUGUUAUAAGCCCUUUGGGCUGCUUCGGUGCAGCUUCAUUCCAAUCACAUGUGAAAGGAAGGGGGAAAGCUGAUUAAGUGUCUGUGCUUUAGUGCUUAACUCCUUCAGUGCUUGAUGAUAAAACCCCUGACUUAUUUGUAGAGGAUAAAACUCAGGGCAAUUCUAUCCCUCUCCUCUCUCACUUCUUUCUUUCCCUUCCUCUCUGCCAUGUUCACGCAUAGCCUUUUCGUCAACCAUCUGCCAGUAGGCCUGACCCUACAAGAUUUUAAAUGCCUUUGACAUCUACUUAUCAGCAGAAGUUAAUAGUAUUUAAUACCAUUAAGAAGUAGCCAACAAUUUCCAGUACAUGACCACGAAGCUCUGAGCAUGAGGAUAUUGUUUUCCCUUCUCUGCCACUGUUUCUCUUCAGCUGUGGCUUCUGUUGGUAUUGCAAGGAGCUGCUUCUCUCUUGGUUCAAGGCUUCGUGGGUUUGGUAACCAGUUCCCCAGAAGGUGUAAGGCAGAAAUCUCCACUGAUUUUAAUGAAAUGGGUUUGAUGUGCCUGGUGCCUUCCUAAUUGAUAGGAGGUUGCUGGUGGGCUGGGGAACCUGCUCCUUUGCCAUCAGUGUGUGGCUUUGGGGACAGAGGAUGUGUUUACUGCCAACAGGUCCCAGGGAAGGAAGCUUGCCACCCCAGUUAUUCUCUGCACACUGGUGUGUGUUGGGACUCCUAAAGGCAAGUGCUGAGCUGUGUCAGGCUGAGCUGUGUACAGCUGCCUUGACUUUUCCUAAAGCAAAAGGCAGGGCUCCUGAUCAUGCCUGUAAUACACACAGAGGCAGCAGAAGCAGUUUGCUUAUGUGUAAGAGUAUGUCUUGAGUAAGCUGUCCCUCAAGAGAGUGACCUCUUGGCUGGAUGCUUCUGGCUGUGAGCAUGCCACGGGUUCUGCACCACAGUGAACACAGCUGGGAUGGAGGGGAGAACAGGCUGGAAGACAUUACAGGCAGGGGGCUUGGGUGUUCCAAAGCAGUUUCCUCUUCAUUAGGGAUUUCAUGUUUCCUUUUUUUUGCUAAUUUCUGUGGUAUGCAGCUGAGCUAUAGCAUUAGAGGAGAGGACAUACCUCCAAAGUUGUGCAAGUCCCUCAGGAAGGGGGAGUGCAGUGCUGCCUGCCCUGAAUAUUGCCUGAACUUUUAUUCAGCUAUUGAACUGAUCUCCCACACAGGCAGCACUGUCUGAUCUUUGUCCUGGGAUCUGGGGUGUGUAAACAAGCACUGAUUUGGAGGCAGUUUCUAAUUCAAAAUUCCUUCCUCUUAAAACCCGAUAUGAUGAUGUGAACUUGAAGAUAAGCUUGAGUUCCUUUAAAUACUGGAAAUGAACAGUGUGAUGUAAACUUGAAGCAUAAUUAAUAUGGUCUUCCCUGCAGUUGUUUACAGUUAUACCACAAAUAGCAAAGUACUCCAUGUCCUUUCCACCUCUGUGACAGGAGCAAAGUUUGUUGUUUAAGAAUAGGAAGUUAUAAGCUUUUGAUUAGUUAAGAUUAUGUGAAGCAACUUUGCCAAUUUGAGUCGAGUGCAUUGUGGUGUCAUGUUUUCUGCCUAAAAUAUACAAGCUAGGAUUUGGCCCGUGAAACACCCAAGUCCAGGGGAGAGUUUAACACCAAGCUCCCUUAGAAUGCUAUAGCUCAGGUGCCUACACUAAGUGUUGUUUUUUUGACCAAUAUGCAAUUGAGUUAUUCUCAGGUUACUGUGGUUGUCAAGCAGAUGUCUAACCUUGUUUUGAAAGCAUAUCUACCCAUAUCUGCCUGUGAUAGGGUUAAUAUGUGGAUGUCUGCACACAGGUUUUAUACAACUACUAGUAACUACUAAAAGCUGAAAUGAUCACUGAGACAGUCUGAAAAAGAGCGAAGGAGAGUCUCUGUUGUACUUCUGACUGAUAUGAGACAACAGAUUAUCUAGACCAUGAGCAAAUGUCUAGCUGUGGUUUCUUUCAUACUGAAACCUUGUACAUAACAAAGUUUAUUUCACUGUGUAAUAUAGCUAUGUAAAAUAAUAUUUUCCUAGAGAUAUUUUUGGAAGUUUGGAAAAACCCUUCAUAACCUUGCUUUUGAAAGUAAAUUGUUAUGCACGUUAUUUUCCAGUCCUCUGAAUGGGUUUAUUUUUCAUUCAUGAUCUAAAGUAUAUUCUAGGUCAUAAAGUAUAGAAACUGCUAUAAAUGUCAAUUAUUAUGUAUCUACAGGGUACUAAACUGUAAACUAGUUGUGAAAAUAUUUUUCCCUUGUGUCUGAAACAUCAGAACUAUGACACCUAGCCAUUUCUUUUCUGUCCUUCUGAGAUACCUUAAUAGUCUGGCUUUGUUUUUGUUGUUGUUUUGUUUUUGGUUUUUUUGCCACUUUUUGUUUGGUUGUUGUUGUGGGCGUUUUUUGUGGGUUUGUUGUUGUUUGUUUUAUGUUUGGUUGGGGUUUUUUUAAUUAAAAGAAGGACCAAAUCUGCUUGGGAAUGGAGAGCAAAGCUUCUUUGACCUACUGAAAUUAUGUCUUAUGCUGGUCUUGGUGCUUCUCUGUACCGGUCAUGCCUUUUAGGAUAAAUUCCCCCACAGGCAUAAGGCCUUAGCAAAGAAUUCCAGAGCUUGCAGUGCUUUGCUUGCACAGAGGGUGAAGGGGGAGCUUUCCUCACAGCAGAAUUUGGCAUGCAUUCUGCUGUGUUAUAAAACCUUUGUGUUCCUCUGACACCCGGGAUACAGGUGUUUGAUAUUUAGAAUCUUAAAAUUCCCUGCAAGUUGUGUUUGGGAAUUUAUUGUCCCCUGACAUUCCAUUAUGUGUAAAAGUGGAAGAGGGUGGAAAGUUUGGCAUUUUUAAAACUUUGUCUGAAGGAGUGCUGCCUCCAUACAGGGAUUUCUUAUUCCAGCAGAUAAAGAUGCAACUGUUGAAUCUUUAACAGGCAGGUCCUUUUCCCCUACCUGCUGAUUAGGCAGUGUUAUUUAAUAGGUGCUACUAAACACCACUGCACACAUUUCUAAGCAGUCUGGUUUUAAAGCCAUGGACCUGUAAUGACCUGGAUGUGAGAACAGAAAUUGCUGUAGAAGCACAUCUCGAGUUCUUGGUUUCUUGUCUUUGCUGUACUUUGCUCAGUUACUGUCUGCAGAGUAAGCUGGGAUUUCUGGAGCUUGAUUGGAAAAAAAAGAGAUCUCCCAGGAAAACUGACUCUUUUGUGUGUGUGUCUGCUUCAGGAUUUUUACAUAGAUCACAAAAGAGAGGGGAAAGGAAUAAAGUGCUCUUUCCUGCGUCUGCUUUAACAUAGAGAAAUGCAGGUGUGGUCCUUCUGCAGAGCUUGUGCCCCAGCAAAGGUCUUAAGCCUAUAUUGAGUUUAAAGUUUGAGUAGACCUUACCUACUUGAGGCCACUUGAGAAUCAGUAAGCCUAUUCUUGUGCUUGAAAUUAAGUGUAUGUUUACACUUCUUUAUGAACGAGGGUCUGGAAUUUCAAUGUGAUGUCUCUGGUGAGAGCCUGGAGAAUCUGAGGUUGCAUAAUCAACAGGAGAACAAGUAGUGCAGUGAAAGCUGUUUCUCAAAGGGCCUCUUGUCCAAACAAGGGCUCAUGGAUCCCAGCCCAAAUUUUGGCCUCAGUUUCCCCCUGGAAAUCCUGGAGCUGCACUGAUUUGGUGAGAGGUGUGUUACACAGCAGUUGUAAGCCAAGCUGGUGAUCUGCUGCAAACUUCUCCGGUAUCUUUGUCUUGUCAUGCUUGAACUUUCCCUUGCAUUUUUAACAUUUAAAGUUAGUAUAAUUUGUUUUAAAAGCCCUUUGAUUGUGCAAACACCUAAUCUAUAUGAAUUUACUCAUGUGGGCAUAUCUAAUGCUGUGAAUAUCAAUAUGCACAUGUGAAGGCUGGCAAGGCUGAGCCCCAGAAGUGUAAAUGCAGCUCCAGCUAGGAAAUGUAGAUGAACAGCCUUAUUUCCCUGGAGUAUUGGUGUGUUUGAUGCAAAUAAUGCCUUGGAAAAGGUGUUGUAGUAAAACCUACAAUUAUCUGUUGAUUAAUUUUAAAAACACAAUUUAGACAUUCACCUUCCAUGGCAGUGAACAAAGACAUAAACUGAAGACUAUUUUGUUAUCCCUGAUUCUGUGUGAGUGCCAGGUAUUGAUUACAGCAGCUCUAGAACUCCUCUGGCCAAUGUGGUAGGCAGUUGCAGAGUAGGCAGGGAAAAUUCCCAAAAGCUACUUCAAAAACUGUAUUUUCUUACUUGGUCUGAAGGACCCUCGACUAUGGAAGUAAAUUUUAAAUUAUUUUGUAUAAAUUAAACUGUAGGCAAACUCUUUUUGUUCAUUUGAUUUCACUGUUCCACUCAGUACUAUGAUAGGUGAUAUUGUGUGAUUAAUCUGUUUCAGAUUUUGAAUGUAAUGUUGGUUUUCUUUUUCUCUUCUCCUUUGGUUAAGUUUUACCAAAGGUCUGUCCUUGGGUAUGUGAAAUGUGUUGUUGAGUGGUUUCCCACCUGUGUUUUUCUGACAGUUAACAGCACCAACCAUAAACUAACAGCCAUGUAGGAACAAAUAUUUUUAAAGCAAAAUUUUAACUUUGUACAAGAGAUUACAGACUAGUAACUAAGUAGAGAUAGGAAAUACAUUGUUUCUAUCAGCAGUUUCUAUUAGUAAGAAAUCCACUGUUAAUUAAGUAUGCUUGACUACUCUUAAAAAUCAGUGUGCAGUGAUAAGGCCAGGAGUAUUGUAUUCAGAUUAAGCUUUUUCUCUAAGAAAUCAGGGUGAUUUUGAACACCAGUGGUUUUAGAUGGUUUAAAUUCCUUUGCAUUAAUACUGGAUUAGAAGCUUUCUUUAAAUGCACACUUGAAAUUCCUGACAUUGUAACACUUCAUGAAAUCAUCCACAAUAAGAAGUGUAAUCACAAAUAUGAUUUUUUCCCACCAUGAGCAUUUUCUGUAAGCUGUCUUUUGUCAGUAAAUGUUGAAAUGUUAGUGCAAAUAUCUUCUUUUCCUGAGAAAGAAGUACACAUCAUUGAUUGUACCAUUUCCUUCAAAAUGAAGGGCAUUGCAUAGUAAGUCAAAAGAAAUAAAAGAUUUAUAGUAUCUUUUACAA